AUGUUCUACCCGGACGGAAGCACGAAGGACUUUGCCGGCAACGCGUCAGCCUUUUUGUGUUGUCUCAGUAAGGGGAAGGACGAGGUGAGGACAAAAUUCACCUUAACCCUGCUGGACGGUCAAGGCAAUGCACAGGAAAUCAACAAGGAUUACGUAGCAGCGCACAUCUUUUCUCUGGAAGCUCCGAACAUGGGCUUCCCGAAAUUCGCCGAGAAAUCCAAGCUGAAAUCCUCAUCUCACCUCCUGACUAUACGGUGCGUUCUCACCGUGAUCAAGGAACCGCCCACGGAGUGCCGAAGAAAUCUCAUCGUAGUUCCACCGUCAAAGCUGCCCUGCAACAUCGAGCGCACCCUCAAGGACGGGAAGGGCGCAGACGUCACGCUGCUCGUGGGCGGCAGGGAGUUCAGUGCGCACAGGUUCAUGCUAGCCGCACAGUCGCCGGUUUUCGACGCACAGCUCUUUGGCCCGAUGAUGGACGAGGAGACGCGGUGCAUAGAGGUUAUCGACAUGGACCCGGCCAUCUUUGAGAUGCUUCUUCACUACAUCUACAUGGAUUCGCUGCCCCCGUGUGACGAGAAAGGUUGCGAUGCUGCUUCCAUGCAGCACUUGCUAGUCGCGGCAGAUCGGUACGGGCUGGAUAGGCUCAAGGUGAUGUGUGAAGAGGAGCUGUCGAAAAGCAUCAACGUCCACACCGUCACGAGUACAUUGGCGGUUGCGGAUCAGCACUUCUGCGAGGGGCUCAAGAAUGCUUGUGAGGAGUUUCUUUCGGCGCCGGGAAUAGGCGCCAUUGUGUCUUUAAGAAACGGGUUCAAACGCAUGAUGGCAAAGCUAGAAUCCAGGGGCAAGGAGGAGAGGUCUAGGGAGUGCCCAAGGAAUCUCGUCGUGGUUCCUCCGCCGGAGCUGUCCGGCCGCCUCGAGCGCACCCGUAAAGACGGGAAGGGCACCGACGUCACGUUCCUCGUGGGUGGCAGGGAGUUCAGCGGGCAUACGUUCAUGCUGGCUGCGCAAUCGCCGAUUUUCGAUGCUCAGUUCUUUGGCCCGAUGGCGGAUAAGGACACGCGGUGCAUAGAGGUUCCCGACAUGGAGCCUGCCAUCUUCGAGAUGCUUCUUCACUUCAUCUACACGGAUUCGCUGCCCCCAUGUAACGAGGAAGGUUACGAUGCUGCUACCAUGCAGCACUUGCUAGUCGCAGCACACCGGUAUAGGCUGGACAGGCUUAAGGUGAUGUGUGAGGAGAAGCUAUCCAAAAGCAUCAACGUGCAGACCGUUACAAGUACAUUGGCAGUUGCAGAUCAGCACUUCUGCGAGGGGCUCAAAGAUGCUUGUGUGGAGUUUCUUUCUGAGCCGAGAAUAGCGGCAAUUGUCUGGUUAAGAAACGGGUUCACACGCUGCAUGGCAAAGCUGGAAUCGGGGGACAAGGAGGUAUCUGCCGCGGGGACGAAGUAA
This is a messenger RNA of Triticum turgidum subsp. durum (durum wheat), 1446 nucleotides long. The record is from the annotation of a GenBank genome assembly. NCBI's taxonomy places the organism in Eukaryota, Viridiplantae, Streptophyta, Magnoliopsida, Poales, Poaceae.